This is a messenger RNA of Chenopodium quinoa (quinoa), 987 nucleotides long. RefSeq lists its product as uncharacterized. NCBI's taxonomy places the organism in Eukaryota, Viridiplantae, Streptophyta, Magnoliopsida, Caryophyllales, Amaranthaceae. The record is from RefSeq and is a predicted model, not a curated record. Bases 1 to 987 code for a protein of 328 amino acids. The transcript is spliced from 2 exons.
AUGAUAGUAAACGCUAUCAAGAACCAACUAGGAGAAGGUUCUCGCGAGAAGAAGCUGUAUGAGAAGCCAUAUAGUAAAAGGAUCAGCAAAUUGAAGAUACCUAAAGGCUAUCAACCCCCAAAAUUCCAGCAAUUCGAUGGGAAAGGCAACCCCAAGCAGCACAUCGCUCAUUUUAUUGAGACAUGCAACAACGCUGGAACGGCAGGAGACUUGCUUGUCAAACAAUUCGUUCGUUCCCUUAAGGGAAUUGCGUUCGAUUGGUACACUGAUCUCCCUCGAGAGUCCAUCGAUAGUUGGGAUGAUAUGGAGGAGGAGUUUAAGAAGAGAUUCUACUGUACACGACGCAUAGUCAGCAUGACCCAAUUAACCAAGACUGAACAAUGGGAAGAUGGGCCAGUUCUGGACUACAUCAGUCGAUGGAGAGCUUUAAGUCUAGAAUGCAAAGAUCUAAAAAUUUCUGGUAAGCCAAAGAGUGAACAAAAGAGAGAGUCAUCUUUGAAGGAUGCAAAUACAAAGAGAGAAGAGCCCACCUUAAAGGAAUUGCAGGAAAAAAAGUAUCCAUUUCCAGAUUCAGACUCGUCAGGAAUGCUAGACGACUUGCUCGAGAAAAAGAUCAUCGAGCUACCUGAGUCUAAACGUCCCAAGAAAAUGGGUAGAUCAUCUGAUCCAAACUAUUGUCGAUACCAUAGAUUGGUGAGUCAUCCCCUCGAAAAAUGCAUCACUCUCAAGGAGAAAAUAAUGAGGCUCGCAAAAGAAGGAAGGGUUGUGCUAGAUUUAGAUGAAAAAGAAGGAUCCAAUCAUACCACAGUCGCCGUGGAUGCUUCACCAUGUGAACGACAUGCACAAAUUAUCCAGUUUGGGAGUUUGGAGCCUGUUGUCAUACAAGUAAUGAAGUCUAGCCCAACAUUGCAUUCAGAUCCUACUCCAUUGCCGUAUGAAGAGGAAGAGGAAGGGUGGACGUUGGUAACCAGGAGGAAGGCAAGGUAG